AUGUUUGUGAUGGGACGACUGGGGAGGAUUUUGGAUUUGUUUUUAAUUUUGACCGUAAAUUGUCAGCCAUCUGUCAAUUUAAGGGAGUAUCCUAAUACUGCGUCAGCAGCUAGCGGGCAGUUUAUGCACCAAGAUGCUAAUGCAAAUACACCCAUUGAAAAUCUUGACACUCAUUCCACGUACUCGUCCUCAAUAGUUUCAGAUGGUAAUCAUAUAAGUAAUCCAACAAACGGAAAGCCUAGUCAUCUCGAUUCUCCACGUUUUCAUGAAGCAUCAUAUGGUCAAGAUUCAUCAUCAUUUGAUCACAGUUCGAAUGUUAAUAUUGAUGAAACACGUGGUUCUAAUCAUGAGUCUCCCAUAGUCAAUCAAAAACAUGACCAGUCAGGUUCUAGUCAUGGUGUGUAUACAAGUAUGCAUAAAAAAACAACUCACAAUGCUCAACAGAUACCAACAGUGUCUAAUAUUCCACUCCCAAACAUGGCCCGUGGGCCACAACCGAGUCCAGGUGGUCAAGCACACGAUUUCAUAUACAAGGAUAUCGGGUUGGACAACCGUUUGUCUCAAGGAAAAGUACCAGGUGCUAGAAUUAAUCAGCCACCACCAAACUAUUUCGAUGAUGAACUUGGCUCUAUGGUGUCUAACCAUGGUCCUGAGUUGUCCGAACGCCGUCACUUUCAUGAUAGCAAGGACACUCUGUUUAAAGAUCCUAGUGAUAACACUGUAUCUAGAUCUCAGUGGGAAGCUGGAGAUCAAAGUAGUUCUCAUAAUAGACCCAAAAAGUCACGGAGAGAUACUUCAUCGGAGUACCAAUUAGAUGAAAUUUUUUCUUUACCAUCACGUGAUGAUCCAAUACAGAAUCAGGCUGACUUUGUUUCUUUGGUCGUAAUUGUACCUCCCGGGGUGAAGCACUGCUACUUCUAUAGACCAAUCACUAACUUUGAUGUCGAAUAUCAAGUUCUUAAAGGAGGUCAUUUAGAUAUCGGCAUAUUCAUUCGGGAUCCCGAAGGAGAACCAAUCGCUAUCCGACCACCGCUAUCAGACUCUCAAGUUUCAAUAUCUGUUCCGAAAUACUUCCGACUUAUGCCAUACGCAAUUUGUCUAGACAAUAGGAAAGCUAGUUACGCGUAUAAAAAUGUCUAUUUCUCUGUAGAUGCUAAUUUAAACUGGGAUAAUCCUAGUGAACUGGAACGACAAGCAAUCGAAACGUUACGUAAUAAUCCGUUGGUGAAUUCACAAGCUCAAGCGGCAAGUGCUGAACAUGCGGAAAACAUUAAUAAGCUUAUGGCACAAUUGGAUAUAUUAUUUGGCCGUUUGCGACGCAUCGAGCAUAUGCAACAACGUUCUAGUAAUUUUGACUCUGCAGAUAAAUCAUUGAUGGAGGGGAACUUGGAGCGCAUCAUGACCGGUUCAUUGUUUCAAGUUGUUCUUAUGAUUGCCGUAGCAACUGUUCAAAUGGGUCAAACUACAGAAGUUACGGGUAAUGAUGACGAACUGUGGAAAACAGCAUCAGAAGCGGGAGAAAAGUUCAGUGCUUUGUACUAUCGUGCUUUUGACAAGCCGAACAGGCCCGAUUUACCUGGAUUUUUUAUGGAUAAUGUUGUUCUUCUGUGGAAUGGGAAUCGUGUGGAAGGUCAACAACUAGUGGUUGACUUCUUCUCUAAGCUUCCAGACAGUACAUGCACCUUACACUCAUUAUCUUGUCAACCAGUGCAUAAAAGUUUAAGCGGUGACCGAUUAUUGGUUUUGGUUAAUGUGUUUGGUACCAUUAAAUUUGAACAACAUCCUACCCAUAUUUUCUCCGAAACAUUUUUCUUAACACAGGAAUCAAAUUUAUGGAGAGUACAGUCAGUUACAUUUCGCUUUAUUGACUAA
Messenger RNA from Schistosoma bovis, 1872 nucleotides. The record is from the annotation of a GenBank genome assembly. Lineage: Eukaryota; Metazoa; Platyhelminthes; Trematoda; Strigeidida; Schistosomatidae.